UGAUAAAAGAAGCGAAGAUCCUUGGCGUAUUUUCUUCAGGAUUUCCAAAAGGAUUUUAAAAUAAUUAUUUGUCGUUUUGCUGUCUCGAGGGAAAAUAACUCACUAUGGAGAUACCUGUCGUAGAUGUCAGUGUGUACGAACUGGAAAAGACCAAUGUAUCAGUUGAUAACUUGGAGAAGAUAAGUGCCGAACUAAGAAGGGCCUUUACCGAGGUGGGAUUUGUUUAUCUGAAAAACACGGGCAUAAAUCAGGACGAGGUGGACAAAGUUAUGGGUGUUUCAAAGAAGUUCUUCUGUUUGCCAGAAAGCAUGAAGAAACCUUUCAGCAGGAGCAGUUUCUCGUGUAAUGGAAACCACGGCUGGGUUUCGGUAGAAACGGAAAGUUUGAAUCCUCGACGUCACGGUGAUCUGAAGGAGGCGUUUAAUACAGCAUCUUUGUGCUCGGAUAUCAAUUGGCCUUCAGAAGGAGUUGAUGAUUUUCGAGAUGUGCAAGUAUCAUUUUUCCUGCGCUGUAAGGAACUUUCUCUCAGAGUGCUCCGAUUGAUGGCUCUUGGUUUGGGCCUGGAAGCAGAGGUCUUUCUCAGUGCACAUAAGCAUAUUGGAAGUGAUGUGAAUGGAACGACACUACGGGCUCUGUACUAUCCUCCGGUGAACAGCACAUGUGUGAAGGGAAAUCAGCUGCGCUGUGGUGAACACUCUGAUUAUGGGAGUAUCACUUUGGUCUUCCAAAGCCCAGAGGGUGGACUGCAGGUCCUGAACCGGGCUGGCGAGUACAUUUCAGCCCCCAGCAUUCCUGGAACAGUUCUGAUUAACAUAGCAGACCUGAUGCAAAGGUGGACUAGCGAUGUCUAUGUGUCUGCCGUUCAUAGGGUUUUGCUGCCCCCUGCAGGUGACUCUGGCACACGUCAGUCUUUGGCCUUCUUUGUACAACCAGAUGAUGAGGCCAUCAUUUCAUGCUGUGAUGGAUCAGAUAAAUAUCCUCCUGUUAAGUCAGUUGAUUACCUUUUAUCAAGGUUCAAGGAUUCUUACGGCAAAAAAUAGAUCCUAAUUAAGUGAAAUUUUUUGAUUUUGUGUUUGAAAAAAAAAU
Molecule: messenger RNA, 1086 nt
Organism: Sinocyclocheilus anshuiensis
Lineage: Eukaryota; Metazoa; Chordata; Actinopteri; Cypriniformes; Cyprinidae
Product: UPF0676 protein C1494.01-like
Exons: 7
Coding region: 105-1040 (311 amino acids)
Source: RefSeq, a predicted model, not a curated record